Messenger RNA from Striga asiatica, 1983 nucleotides. Lineage: Eukaryota; Viridiplantae; Streptophyta; Magnoliopsida; Lamiales; Orobanchaceae. The record is from the annotation of a GenBank genome assembly.
ACCUACCCAACUGCAAAGCCAUGGCCAGCUCUAAGGGCCAGCUGCUCUUCAACUCUUCAAUUGGUCAACUCUUUUUCUACCUCCUUUCCCUCCCUCGAUUCAAUAAAAGCACAAACUCAGCAAAUUUUCACACAGCACACACACAACCACUCGCAGCUGAAGGAGAAGAACAAAUAGUAGGAGAAAAAUGGUGGGUCCCGGUCGCCCGCAGUUUGUGCUAUUCGGGUCGUCCAUAGUUCAGAUGAGUUUCAACGUCGGAGGAUGGGGCGCCGUUCUCGCCGACCUUUACGCUCGCAAGGCUGAUGUGGUGCUAAGAGGAUACUCCGGUUGGAAUACUAGGAUGGCUCUCGAAAUCUUGGACAAAGUUUUCCUCAAGGAUGCAGUUAUUCAACCUUCUUUGGUUAUAUUGUAUUUCGGUGGUAAUGAUGCAACAAACCCUCACCCGAAUGGCCUCGGUUCUCAUGUGCCUCUUCCUGAAUUUAUCGACAACAUGAAAAAGAUGAUUGCUUAUAUCAAGAGUCUUUCUGAUAAGACGCGGAUAAUAUGUCUGACAUCGCCUCCCGUUAAUGAAGCGAAAGUUCGUGAAAUUUUUGGGAAAGGACUUGAUGAUCAAGCCCGGACGAACGAAGGCUGUCGUAUAUAUUCAGAAGCUUUGGUAGAUUUGUGUCGGGAAAUGGAUGCUGAGGCCAUCAAUCUCUGGACAGCAAUCCAAGAAAGAGAUGACUGGGCAAAUGCUUGCUUUAUAGAUGGAAUCCACUUGUCAUCCGAAGGUUGCAAGAUUGUGGUGAAGGAGAUUCUUAAAGUACUCAAGGAGGUCGAUUGGGAGCCGAGUCUCUAUUGGCUUACAAUGCCAGCCGAAUUUCCCGAGAACUCACCGUAUUACGUAGUUGGCCCUGAUGGUAAAACCACAGUUAAUGUUUCUAGCCAUAUUUGUGCUUGGCAAAAGGAGUGGCUCAACAUUUAGUGCAAUAGGGCAAAAUUUCCAAGUGUAAUUUGGUUGAGCAACAUUUACCACUAUUUAUACAACUUUCAACAUUUUUCAGAUGAGCACAAUCGUCUUAUCGGUUAUUGGACUAUGAAGAUUUUUUCAUUGUAAUUCAUAUUCACGAGCCCUUGGCUCGGAUGAAUCGAUCCUUCUCUGGAAUCAAGGAACAAUAAUUUGAAUAAGGUUUGCAAAGAAACAAACGCACGUUUACUCGAGCAAAAUCUGAUACAGGCCGAAACUCGAAAGCCAUUUUCCGAGUUCGGGUAGAUUCAUUAAAAAUUUAAAAUCCUACGCUUAGAGAGAGAAAAUAAAAAUAAAAAUUGCUGUUCGAGUUGGGAUCAAAUGUUCUUACCAGCGGCUUGUAAUAUGAUUAGCAACUUGAGAAAGUAAUAAGAUGCGCCUCCGACUGUUGCGUACUGCAAUUUCUCGGCACCUUCGACUUUUGGGAAAUCGUUUUCGGUUGCUCGAUUAAAUCCUCCGGCCAACCAUCCUAACUUUUUGUAUCCCACUUCGUACAAUUUUGCAACAGCCACCAAAGACCUUAAUCCCUCUCCACAAGCGACGAGGACCUUGGAAUUCUUAUCGGGUACCAAAUCCUCGACCCGCUCCACAAAACCCGGAUUUAUCGCCGUAAACCGCUGGCCCGUCCACAGCCCGAUGUACCCAAAAUGGACCCACUUUUUCAGCAGAGUGAUGGGGCCAUUGUCCGUGUCCUCCACGAACAGCGGCACGUGCAGAGACCCCGAAACACGUGCCUUCUCCCUCUCCCAAUUGGGCCUGAUGUCCAGCAGCGUGUAGCCUUCCGGGCCCAAUGCUGAGGCCGCAUCUUUCGGUGCUAUGGGCGCGACCGCACCGGAUUGGAUCAGCUCACGGCCGUUUCCGCCCGGCAGCGCCGCUCGCGCUUUCAGGGAGGAGGCGGGGAACGGUCUCCGGAGGUGUUUUGGGGCUAAGGUUGGUGUGUGGUGGUUAAGCAAUUGAAUUGCCAUGGUGGACAUGAG